Drosophila subpulchrella is the source of this 1192-nucleotide messenger RNA. Its product is annotated as mitochondrial 2-oxoglutarate/malate carrier protein. Gene Ontology annotation, biological process: thiosulfate transport; succinate transmembrane transport; oxaloacetate transport. The transcript has a single exon. NCBI's taxonomy places the organism in Eukaryota, Metazoa, Arthropoda, Insecta, Diptera, Drosophilidae. Gene Ontology annotation, molecular function: antiporter activity; sulfate transmembrane transporter activity; succinate transmembrane transporter activity. The coding region runs from base 116 to 1051 and encodes 311 amino acids. The record is from RefSeq and is a predicted model, not a curated record.
UGGGGAACUCACCUUCAUUUAAGACCACAUACGAAUUCGGCUCAUUUCCAACCACACACUUCCAACUCCCAGCCCCUUUUUCUCAACAUAAUAUCUUCCAAUUGUCCUGUCCAACAUGGCGCUCGUAUUUGGCGUGGAGAAGAAGACGGUGCCCACCUACAUGAAGUACGUGAUGGGCGGAACCUCGGGGAUGCUGGCCACCUGCAUUGUCCAGCCAAUGGAUCUUCUCAAGACCCGAAUGCAGAUCUCUGGUACUUUGGGGAUUCGCGAGUACAAGAGUUCGUACGAGGUUCUAUCGAAGGUGCUCAAGAACGAGGGUGUGCUAUCCCUGUACAAUGGACUGAGUGCCGGGCUGAUGAGACAGGCCACCUACACAACGGCCCGGAUGGGUGUUUACCAGAUGGAGUUGGACUGGUAUCGCAAGAACUACGAGAAUGAUCCUUCUGUGGUGGCCACCAUGACCAUGGGCAUUGCCGCCGGCGCAUUUGGAGCCUUCUUCGGGAAUCCAGCUGAUGUGGCCUUGAUCCGGAUGAUGUCCGAUAACCGUUUGAUGCCCGAGGACAGACGUAACUACAAGAAUGUGGGCGACGCCUUCGUGAAGAUUGUGAAGGAUGAGGGCGUGAUGGCCCUCUGGAGAGGAUGUCUGCCCACUGUGGGUCGAGCCAUGGUUAUUAAUAUGGUACAGCUGGGAUCCUACUCCCUGAUGAAGGACCAAUUCCGUGGGUAUCUCAAUGAGGGGAUACCUCUUCACCUGAGCGCCGCCAUGAUGUCCGGAUUGCUGACCACCUUGGCCUCAAUGCCGUUGGACUUGGCCAAAACACGCAUCCAGCAGAUGCGAGUGAUCGAGGGCAAGCCGGAGUACAGUGGCACCAUCGAUGUUUUUAAGAAGGUGCUAAAGAACGAGGGUGCCUUUGCCAUGUGGAAGGGAUUCACACCGUACCUAAUUCGCAUGGGUCCACACACGAUCUUUUCAUUCGUCUUCCUGGAGCAAAUGAAUAAGGCGUACAAAAAGCAUGUGCUCGGUGACUCACCAUCCGAUUCGGCAUCUUAGCUAGCGACUAUAGUACAUCUUUUUCAUCCCCAAAGAAAUUGAUUCGAUAUAUCUGUGUAAAACGCGUAUGUUCUGUAAACUAGUUAUUCCUAUCUUAUAUACGAAAAAAAGUGGGUUUUCAGAUGUCUAAUAAAAUAUUGG